CCUGUGGCUGCUGAGAAGAUGUCGCGAUGAUGAGUCGAAUUGGCUACAUUAUUCAUGACCAAUUGAGUGGAUCUGGGUUGUGGGAUAGUUGUGACUUACAUGGCAGAAGAGGCGAACUGGCAGAAGUAUAAAUAUUCAUCUUCCCGUCUAUGAUUUUAAGCUUCCUCUUGGUAAACUAUAACCAAAACCCAUAGCUUUUCUCUGACUCUGUCAUUCUCAUCUCCCAUUAUCCUCUAAUCACCACGCACAACAACCUCACAAUGGCCAGCAAAGUCUUCAACGUCGGCGUCGUCGGCUACGGUCUCUCCGCCAAGGUCUUCCACAUCCCCUUCAUCAUCACAACCCCAAGCCUCAAGCUGCACUCCAUCGUCCAGCGCUCGCCCAAGGCCAACGACUCCGCGCCCGCCGACUAUCCCGCCCUCAAGCACUACACCAGCUCCGACGCCCUCAUCGCCGACCCGGACGUCGACGUCAUCGUCGUCACGACGCCGCCCAACAACCACUUCGACCUCACCAAGAAGGCGCUCGAGGCCGGCAAGCACGUGCUGACGGAGAAGCCCUUUGUGCCCACGUCCGCUGAGGCCCAGCAGCUCGCCGACAUCGCCGCGCAGACGGGCAAGCUCAUCUGCGUGUACCAGAACCGCCGGUGGGACGCCGACUUCCUGCUGGCCAAGCACCUGAUCGAGCAGGGCAAGCUGGGCCGCGUCGUCGAGUUCAACACCCACUUCGACCGCUACCGCGCCGACGCGCCCACCAACUGGAAGGGCCAGCUGGGCGUCUCCGGCGGCGGCAGCGCGCUCUUCGACCUCGGCACCCACCUGAUCGACCAGGCCUACGUGCUGUUCGGCCUCCCCCGCUCCGUGCGCGGCCGCCUGCUCAACCAGCGCGAGGGCCGCGCCGAGUUCGAGACGCCCGACGCCGUCUCCGCGCAGCUCUUCUACGACAACGGCCUGCUGGUCAACGUCAACAUCAGCGCCCUCAGCGCAGAGGUCAGCCAGCUGCGCUACUGGAUCCGCGGCACAAAGGGCAGCUUCCGCAAGUUCCACCUCGACCCCCAGGAGGACCAGCUGCGCGCCGGCGGAAAGCCCACCGAUGCCGGCUACGGCGUCGAGAGCACCGCCAACAGCACCCUGACCGCCGUGGACGAGGCCACCGGCAAGGCCAGCGAGGUGCCUGUCCCUGAGCUCGAGCCCGAGACCUACCGCGCCUUCUACAGCCAGUUCGCCAACGCGCUGGUCAGCGGAAAGGCGGAGGACAUCCCCGUCAAGGCUGAGCAGGCCCGCGAUGUGCUGAGAAUCAUCGAGGGUGUGUUGGAGAGUGCCAAGACUGGCAAGGAUGCUGUUUUUGCAUAAGCGGCGAAUCGAAGAAAAUGAGAGAGGGGGGGAGAGCAUGUGAAUGUAUAUGUGUGUGGAUGAUGUUACGAUUUGGAUAUUUUAUGGAUAUAUAUAUACCAGCUUUUUACAUAGGAGCAGUAAAAAUAGGAGUUAAUUGAAUUCAAUGGCGAAC
This is a messenger RNA of Trichoderma asperellum CBS 433.97, 1506 nucleotides long. RefSeq lists its product as uncharacterized. NCBI's taxonomy places the organism in Eukaryota, Fungi, Ascomycota, Sordariomycetes, Hypocreales, Hypocreaceae. The record is from RefSeq and is a predicted model, not a curated record. Gene Ontology annotation, molecular function: nucleotide binding.